Messenger RNA from Xenia sp. Carnegie-2017, 1470 nucleotides. Its product is annotated as transmembrane protein 43-like. Lineage: Eukaryota; Metazoa; Cnidaria; Anthozoa; Malacalcyonacea; Xeniidae. Gene Ontology annotation, biological process: nuclear membrane organization. The transcript has 12 exons. Bases 124 to 1380 code for a protein of 418 amino acids. The record is from RefSeq and is a predicted model, not a curated record. Gene Ontology annotation, cellular component: nuclear inner membrane.
AGAAUCAUUUAAGUUAUAAUGAAUUGAUACAAUUAAUUGUUAUAAUAGACAGCGAAUCGCUAUAUUUCAUUUAGUGCAAAGUUUCGAACCCAUCUUGAUAUAGAAAAGGUCCAUUAUCGAGAAAUGUAUCGUGGCACUGGCACAUCGGGUGGUCAAUAUUCAGACAUGGAUUAUGGACAUAAUUCAGAUGGUCACACAAGAGUACACUACACCCAAAAUCCAACAUUUAUCAAUAAAAUAGGUAGCAGUAUUUGGGCUGCUGUAUUUGGAAUCUGUAUUGUUCUUGCAGCAUUUCCGACAAUUUACUGGAAUGAGGGUCGUGCUGUAAAAAUGGCAGCAGCUCUUGACGAAGGUUUGAAGUAUAUAAUUGACAUCAAAAAUCCCAGACAGAUCAGUAGAUCAGAGGAUGGAAUGUUGGUUCAUGUAACUGGAGUGCUACAGACUGAUGAGGUUGUCUCUGACCCUGGGUACAUGGUUGCAGUCAAGGCUGUUAAACUGAAGAGACAGGUGGAAAUGUAUCAAUGGGUUGAACAUAAGAGUGAAAGAAAAUUUGAUGAGGGUGGAAAGACAAGAGUGGAAACCAAGUUUACUUACAGUAAAGAAUGGCGAUCAGGCUUAAUAAACAGUGCUCAAUUCGAAAGGAGCGGUGCGCAUCAAAAUCCAAGCACAAUGGUAAUAACAUCGAAAUACUACGAAGUUGAUCAUGUUUAUAUCGGAGCGUACGAACUUUCUGAAGGUCUCAAAAACAAAGUUAGCAACUUCAAGCCCCUUUCAUUGACCGAUAUUCCAGCUGCGCAUGAUUCGAGUCUUCUGCCACCGGAAUUGCAUGAUGGGAUACUAUACCACACGCGUAAUCUUGCUAAACCCCAGAUCGGUGAUGUUCGUGUGAGCUUCAGUUAUGCUGGUUAUUGUGGCAAACGCGAAACUCCUUUAGGUGAACCGCUGACGGUUAGCAUCGUCGCCAAGCAGUCUGGAAACAUGUUGGGUGAAUACGAAACGGAUUCUGGCUAUUCCUUGGAAUUCCUAUACUACGGGAAAUUGUCCGCCAAGGCGAUAUUUGAAGCAGAGCACGCUUCUAACGUGAUGCUCACGUGGGCACUCCGUGGCGUUGGUUGGCUUAUGUUUUUCAUAGGUUUCUUGAUGAUGACGAGUAUUUUAACAACAUUAGUUUCUUGGAUUCCCAUCGUUCGUGAUCUUGUUGGACUCGGGGUGACCUUGGCUUGUAUUGCUUUGGCAACGUCUUUCUCAUUGGUCACCAUCGCUAUCGGUUGGUUACGAUUCCGACCUCUGAUUGGUUGUGCUUUACUUGCGGCGUCCAUGAUACCUUUUGCAUUGUCUAAACUUAAAACCAGCUCGGAAAUAAAAACAUCGAAAUAUUGAAAGUAUCAUUUAUUGAACACUUUAGCAACGAUGUGUAUAAAUUCAAAUCUCGAUUCUUCUUGCAGAAUUUUUAAAUAUUUCAUUUUUGUA